GCUCUGAGCCCGGUACUUGCCGUGUGGGAUCCCGGGGCCUCUCCUCUGCGUGGUCGCAGCCCGCGUUACUCCUGGAGGUGGCGGCAAGCCAUGGCGGCAGCCCUGGAGGAGCUACAGAAAGACCUGGAAGAAGUGAAGGAGUUGUUGGGAAAGGCCACUAGGAAAAGAGUCUGUGAUGUCCUAACAGCAGAAAAGUCCAAGUUAGAGACAGAAAUCAAGCACAAAACUAAGCAGAAUGGACAGCAGAAAGGAGAAACUAUUGAUAAGGAGAAACCAGCAGCUGUGGUUGCCCCCAUUUCAGUUGGGUACACAGUGAAAAUCAACAAUUAUGGAUGGGAUCAAUCAGAUAAAUAUGUGAAAAUCUACAUCACCUUAAAUGGUGUUCAGCAAGUCCCCACUGAGAAUGUACAGGUGCAGUUCAAAGAGAGGUCAUUUGAAGUUCUUGUAAAGAAUCUUAAUGGGAAGAACUACUCUAUGACUGUCAACAACCUCUUGAAGCCCAUCUCUGUAGAAGGUAGUUUAAGAAAGAUCAAGACUGAUACAGUUCUUGUACUAUGCAAAAAGAAGCAGGAACAGAAAUGGGAUUACCUGACCCAGGUGGAGAAAGAAUGCAAAGAGAAGGAAAAAUCUUCCUUUGAUAAUGACACAGAUCCUAGUGAGGGGCUGAUGAAUGUUUUGAAGAAAAUUUAUGAAGAUGGAGAUGAUGAAAUGAAGAGAACUAUUAAUAAAGCCUGGGUAGAGUCAAGGGAGAAACAAGCCAAAGGAGAGAGUGAAUUUUGAGACAAAAAGUCCUUUCAGCCACCAAUGUGGAAAUAUCCUUUCCAAUAAGGAACUGUUGCUGAGCUGCACAGAUGUAUUUGACAAGUAUAUUGUUUACACAGCCUUCUUCCAAGCAAAGACCAUGAACUCUUUCCAUUUCAUGCUGGAGGAUUUAUUUAAAAUAAAAUAUGCUUAUUUUAAAACACUUCUUUCAAGGAAAGUUGCCUUAGUGCCCUGGUUUUGUGUGCAAGAAAGGGUCAUUGUUUCCUUACUUCAAUGUCAAAAAAAGUCUUGCUAAUUAAAAAGCUAUAUAUUCCUUAUCUCUGGUGUUCAUCUGCACAAUUAAAGGGGUUGAAUCUAAUGUUCAAAGUAAUCUUGCUUUCCCUUCAAGGUUGGGCCUGGACAUUUAGUCUUGAGUCCUUCAACUUGAUAUUUUAGGAGGAGCGGGUAUAAAAUUUGAGGUGUGAGCCUGUGUUAAUAAGUUAUGGUAUAAGAUGACCCUUGCUCCUUAAGGAAUAGGAGGGGAAUGUUCGGUUACUGUUAUAAUUGGUAUAAAGAGCACUUGAUUCAAGUUUAAAGGAUUAACUUAAUAACCAGGUGUUACCACAAGGCAAGUCUACUAAUAUUAGGGAAUUAUUUGAAAAUAUACUAAAAAUUCAAACAAGUCACAACUGAGCAAAUAAGCCUAUAGUGGUAAAAACUAAUCUCAAAUUUCUCCUGAAUUUAACAAUUAAUAACAGUAAUAAAAUAAAGAAAAAAUAACUAGCAA
Phascolarctos cinereus (koala) is the source of this 1528-nucleotide messenger RNA. RefSeq names its product calcyclin binding protein (gene CACYBP). Gene Ontology annotation, cellular component: nucleus. Gene Ontology annotation, biological process: heart development. The record is from RefSeq and is a predicted model, not a curated record. NCBI's taxonomy places the organism in Eukaryota, Metazoa, Chordata, Mammalia, Diprotodontia, Phascolarctidae. Gene Ontology annotation, molecular function: tubulin binding; S100 protein binding; ubiquitin protein ligase binding.